Molecule: messenger RNA, 1430 nt
Organism: Myxocyprinus asiaticus (Chinese sucker)
Lineage: Eukaryota; Metazoa; Chordata; Actinopteri; Cypriniformes; Catostomidae
Gene: cryba1l2
Product: crystallin, beta A1, like 2
Exons: 6
Coding region: 181-801 (206 amino acids)
Biological process (GO): lens development in camera-type eye; visual perception
Molecular function (GO): structural constituent of eye lens
Source: RefSeq, a predicted model, not a curated record
ACACACAUUCACAAAUACCCCUUACUCUGUGGUCACCCCAUCAGUUUCAGAGUUGCGACGGGCAUCCAGCUGUGGUGGAGGUAUUAAACUGAGGCGCCAAAAAAAAUCAUAAAACUCCUCGCGACAAGGGACUGGCGCACAACAUUUUAAAGUAGGAUAGGCGGAGAUUCAGGUAAGAAGAUGAACCGAGUCACCAAGAUUCAAACAACCCCAUCAAUGUCUGGGACGGACAUGGCUCCUUGCUUCAAGGUGACCGUGUUCGAGCAGGAGCAUUUCCAAGGCAAGUGUCAGGAGCUCACCACAGAGUGCUGCAACAUCCAGGAGCGUGGGUUUGACAACAUCCGAUCGAUCCGAGUGGAGAGUGGAGCCUGGGUGGGGUAUGAGCACCAUGACUUCCUGGGGCAACAGUUUGUCCUGGAGAAAGGAGAAUAUCCCCAUUGGGAUGCCUACAGUGGCAGUCUGGGCUACCAUGUGGAAAGGAUGAUGUCCCUGCGUCCCAUCUACAGCACUGCCAACCAAAGCAGUCACAUGGUUAUCUACGAGAAGGAAAAUUUCCAGGGUCGCAGUGUAGAGCUGUGUGAUGACUACCCUUCUCUGCAGGCCAUGGGGUGGGGCGAAACACAAGUGGGCUCCAUGCAUGUGCAGAGUGGCGCCUUUGUGUGCUAUGAGUACCCAGGCUAUCGAGGACAGCAGUACAUUAUGGAGUGCGACAAGCACAGUGGAGACUACCAGCACUGGAAGGACUGGGGCUCGCACUGCCAGACCCCUCAGAUCCAGUCUAUCCGCAGAAUCCAGCAUUGAGUCUGAUAGAAUGAGGGAAGGAGUGGUUGGGAGAGAGGAAGAAAGAGUGUGCAAGCAGAGGAGUCGCAUCAAUCAUUAUAGCAGCAGUCACUUUACGAGGUGCAGUGUGGCAAAUUUGUGAAACUGUCAGCGGUUGCACAUGGUUUCCGAUUAUAGCACUCUGAAACAUAUGCAGAAAGCUCUAGUAGAAUUUAUAGUGAAAUACGUAGUUUAAUUGGACACACUGAUCAUGGCGUCAGCAUAAAAUGGAUACAGGAAGAGUUUUUUCCUCCCUUUUAGAAGUUGCUAAGCCUAUUUAUUUUGCUAUUCUAACUAUACAUGAUUAUAUGGCUUGUGUAAUCUUUAUUAUUUGCAUUUAGCAUUGUUUUUUCCCUGCUGUUCACCACCACAAUAUCAGAACAGAUCUAUGACCACCACCAGUUGAAAAGCACUGAUCCAUACAAUAGAAGCAAAGUGCGGGACACAAGGGACACAAGAUUACUCGAUCAGGGCAAGAUGUGUAUAUUUAUAUGUAAACAUGUCAUGCUCUGUGACGUUUGAGUGCCAUAUGGGACAGAUGGGAGUGCGUGUGUUAAACCAUUCGGAGGAGAGGAGGAUGACGGUUGACUAAUAAAUGCAUACUCACCUCA